Molecule: messenger RNA, 2787 nt
Organism: Alternaria burnsii
Lineage: Eukaryota; Fungi; Ascomycota; Dothideomycetes; Pleosporales; Pleosporaceae
Product: mfs general substrate transporter
Exons: 7
Coding region: 1-2787 (928 amino acids)
Biological process (GO): transmembrane transport
Molecular function (GO): transmembrane transporter activity
Source: RefSeq, a predicted model, not a curated record
AUGCCGUCAGAAUUAGAAGAGCUCGUAGAGUUCCUACAUCACGGCAACACGCAGAUCAGACAGACUGCGGCCGAACACCUCGUCGGGUAUUCACAAGCAAACCCGUCCUUGUGGAAGCGCAACCAACUAGAGCCCAUUAGGGAUCUCAAGCUACUCGUCAAGGACUAUGCGCCCAUAGCGAAGAACGCCCUUACCAUUCUCAUCAACGUCUCGGCAGACGCUGAGGUCCAGAAGGCACUGGCCAAGGACGAUGAAUUUCUCGAGACGCUACUAUCGCGGAUAACCAACUCGAAAGAGCCAAAUGCAAACGAGAUCGCAAUGCUCCUCGCCAAUAUGGCCAAGGAGGAUUCACUACAACGCGUCUUGGAGUUGAAGCGCGACAUACCAAAGGAGCUGUCCAAGUCGACAUGGGCCAUGGACCAGCUCAUGGACUGCUUUGUCAAGGGCGCAGAGGGCGCCUACAACAAGCAUGCAGACUUUGACUACCUCUCGUACUUCUUCGCUGAUCUGGCCAAGUUUCCCAAAGGCCGCGAAUACCUCACUACACCUCAGGAGCAUGACGAUAAUGUAAUUCCAAUCACCAAGAUUCAGGUCUUCACCGAUCACGUCUCGCACAUCCGACGCCUUGGUGUAGCAUCGACGAUUAAGAAUGUCGCAUUUCAUGUCCCUGCACACCCAGUAUUGCUAUCCAACCUAUCCUCCGACCCAAAUCUACCACCUCCCUCUAUCGGGGCGAACCUACUUCCUUACAUUCUUCUACCCCUCAUGGGCCCAGAAGAAUACGCGGAUGAUGACACGGAGGGCAUGUUGGAUGAGCUGCAACUCCUCGAGCCAGACAAGGAGCGCGAGAAGGAUAACGAAAUCAUCAAGACACAUCUCGAGACACUACUUCUGCUGAGUACGACAAAAGAAAGUAGGGAAGUGCUGAGACGCGUCAAAGUCUACCCAAUCGUCAGAGAGUGCCACAUGCACGUUGAUGAUGAAGGAGUUCAAGAAGCAUGCGACCGUGUGGUUCAAGUCAUCAUGCGUAAAGAAGAAGGCGAAGAGGAGGAUAUACCAGACAUGGCUAGCGCAGGUGGUAGCGGAAAGCUAAUGGGGCUGGAGAACGCGGAAGACGAUGAAGAUGAGAAAAUCGUUGACAUCAUGUUAACGAACGACAUUGAGGAUGGCGGGGGCUGUAGGACAGUACUAGCCAAUAGGGAAGGUGCAGCACGGACGGCUACCUCUAGGCCAGCAGAACAUCCAUCAAGAGACGAGGCAGAACAAAGCGAAGGUAUCGAGGAGAAAGAGCAAGGGAAGCAGUCGAUAUGGAAAAGAGCUUACACAACCUUGACAUGGACCCCACCAAAUUGUCGUUGGGACCCGGAUAAACCGCCGCACUUUUCUAUGAGCAUGAACGUCCUGUUUGCCUUUGCCGCCGGCUUCACAGUAGCAAAUCUUUAUUACAAUCACCCCAUCCUCAACCUACUAGCCAUAGAUUUCGGUGUACGAUACGAACAGGUUGCGCAGAUUCCUACUGUAAUGCAAGCUGGAUAUGCAGCUGGGCUGUUGUUUUUAUGCCCUCUGGGAGACUUAUUGCCCAGACGGCCAUUUGUAUGCGGCUUAGUAGGGUUUACUGCAACCUUAUGGCUCGGACUAUGUCUAACCUCCGACCUUGGAACAUUCACGGCAAUAUCCUUCAUCGUAGCGGUAACAACUGUUACACCGCAGCUCAUGCUCCCGUUGGUCGGUGACCUAGCUCCUCCAUCACGCCGCGCAGCAGCACUCUCCAUCGUCGUCUCUGGCCUCAUGCUUGGUGUGCUCGUCGCCCGCGUCCUGUCGGGAACAAUUUCGAAUUUUGUCACCUGGCGCGCAGUAUAUUGGAUGGCGUUUGCCAUUCAAUAUAUCAUCUUCGUCCUCCUCUGGCUAUUCAUGCCCGACUAUCCUGCUACCAACCCGGGCAUGAACUAUUUCAGAAUACUGCUCGAUAUCGUUAAGAUGCUUUUCCGUCAUCCUGUUCUUGUUCAGGCUUGUUUGGCUGGUCUCUUCUGCUCAGCGCCUUUUACGUCUUUCUGGACAACGCUGACAUUUCUCCUCGCGGAUGACCCAUACAACUAUUCUUCCCUCACAAUCGGACUGUUUGGGCUUAUAGGAAUCGCAGGCAUGCUUAUCUCUCCCAUAUAUGCGCGCACAGUCACCGACCGCUUCGUCCCACAUUUCUCCGUCCUUUUCGGUCUUACAUGCUCGCUUCUGGGAAUAUGUCUAGGCACUUACACGGGUACCUUUACCGUCGCAGGCCCCGUCCUGCAAGCCCUAUUGAUGGAUUUCGGCAACCAAACUGCGCAGAUCGCAAACCGUUCUAGUAUCUACUCGGUGGAACCUAAGCGGCGGAACGGGGUGAAUACCGCUUUCAUGGUUGCUACAUUUUGUGGUCAGCUUAUUGGCACGGCGGCUGGGAACCAUAUUUAUGCUGCUGCUGGGUGGGUAGGAAGUGGCAGCGCUAGUGUUGGAUUCAUCUCUGCGGCGAUUCUUGUUAUAGUUGCUAGGGGUCCCUGGGAGGAGAAAUGGGUUGGGUGGAGAGGCGGCUGGAGCAUGAUCAAGAAAGACAAGGAUUCUGCUGAUGGGAAGACAGCAGACAAAGCGAUGCAUGGACCAAAUGUACCAAGAGAUGAAGAAGUUGGGGUUGGUGCUAACGAGAAGGUGUUACAGGAGGUCGCUGCGGAACAGGAGCAUGAGAGUCCGUUGAGAAGUGAAAAUGGUAGCGAAGAGAAUAGUAAAGAGGAUCGGAUUGAAGACAAGAAAGUAUGA